AUGAAUUGGGUUCGUGGUGACUUACUAGGUAGUGGAACCUUCGCUACCGUCCACUUAGCCAAACAUGUUAAACCUUCCGUUAACAUUCCGUCUCUUACUGCCGUCAAAUCAUGUGAACUUUCCGAUUCUCUUUCUCUCCAAAAGGAGAAAAAUAUAUUGGAACGAUUAACAUCAUGCCGACACAUUAUCAAAUGUUUUGGUCACGAUCAAACUUUUGAAAACGGGAAAGAGUAUUACAAUAUUUUCCUAGAAUAUGCAAGCGGCGGAACUCUCGAUGAUCAACUCAAGAAUCACGGCGGCAAGCUCCCAGAAAAGCUCGCUCGUCGCUACACAAGAUCCGUGGUUGAAGGUCUGAAAUAUAUUCACGAAAACGGUUUCAUUCACUGCGACUUGAAACCACCAAACAUUCUUGUAUUCGAGAACGGAAACAUAAAGAUAUCAGAUUUCGGUCUUGCAAAAGAGAUGGGAGUGGAAAAAGAUAAAAAACUUGUAGGGACUCUACCGUUUAUGUCACCGGAAUCACUGAUGGUGGACCGUGUGUAUGAAUCUCCGAUAGAUAUAUGGGCUCUCGGUUGCACCGUCCUGGAGAUUCUUACCGGAGAACCCGUAUGGAACAUGGGUUACAACCCGGACAUGUUCAAGUUGUUGGAUCGAAUUAUAGUUGGAAAAGAAGUACCAUUGAUUCCAGAUGAAAUAUCAGAAGAAGCAAAAGAUUUUCUCAAAAAAUGUUUAGUUAGGGAUCCACUGAAAAGAUGGAGUGCUGAGAUGCUUUUGAAACACCCUUUUAUCUCAGAUGAUAAAACAGUUUCUUCGGUUAAGGAGUCAACAUUUUUAUCGGCUUCCCCAAUUACUCACUCUGACUAUUCAAGCUGGAAUUCUUCUACUGUUACAACAUUGCCUUCCAACUCAAAGGAAUGGAGUGAAAUCGAAUCUGAUGUCAAACUAUUAGAUUGUUUGCCGAAAAAGAGGCUAGUACCACUAGUCACGAAUAAUUAUUGUUUUGCUAGAUCAAUUUAG
Messenger RNA from Vicia villosa (hairy vetch), 1017 nucleotides. Its product is annotated as mitogen-activated protein kinase kinase kinase 20-like. Gene Ontology annotation, biological process: protein phosphorylation. The record is from RefSeq and is a predicted model, not a curated record. The transcript has a single exon. Bases 1 to 1017 code for a protein of 338 amino acids. Gene Ontology annotation, molecular function: protein kinase activity; ATP binding. NCBI's taxonomy places the organism in Eukaryota, Viridiplantae, Streptophyta, Magnoliopsida, Fabales, Fabaceae.